AUGGGACCGACAGAAACUGCUGCCUCAAGGCUUCUCGAGUCUCUUCCCGCACGACCACCCACACCGCCACGGGAGAUGAAUCAUGAACCCGAGUUGCUUCCGAAACAGGUCGGGUUCCUCGAUCCACGAAGCAGCCUGCAGACGCCUCCCAGCAUACACUCGCCUCAAUCAGCCCGCAAGACUAGGAGUACGGGCAGCCGGAAGAAGGUAGAGUUUUCCGCACAAGCACAUUACCAGGAAGCACCUGUCUAUCCCGGAGACAUCUCCAUCUUGUCCCAGCAGGGCCGUUCCACGCCUCCGAUCGCCGUCAUUCCGCCGUCCUCGAGCGCCACCAAGCCGGCCAAGUCGAUCCUCAAGGCCACCGCCUACGAGGCAACCAUUGCGUACGAUUCAACACAACCUGCUUCACCUGUGUUAAUUGUCGAUAUGCUGGCUUCCACGGUGCAGCAGCUCGCGGGCGCCGACCGCGACUCCAAGCUGGAUGCCUACCUCACGCUCGCUCGCGCCCUGAAGGCCUCGGAUAACCUCCCUGAUCGCAUCGCCCUCCAGAGCAAGAUGACUCUGUUCACGCACUUCAUCCAGCGUGAUAUCACAUCGGCCAGAACGGCGGCCGGCACCCUCGACUCUACCAUGGUCCUCGCCGCUCUCGACUUGCUCAAUACCUUUCUCCGCUUCUCGGCCAUUGCCUCGACCCUUUCCAACGACUUUGGCGUCUUCAUCAUCGACCACUGUAUCCGCUCCUUUGAGGUCGUCGAGGUACCCCGUACUGUUCUCCGCGCGCUGAUGCGUGUCGUCGGACUCCAGGGCUUUCCGCCCAAGGUCAUGACGUCGGACCGCGUCGGCCGCCUGGUGGUGGCCCUGCAUAACAUGGAGGAGCAGAUGGAAAGCCGGAAUACGCUGUUGCUGCGCUGCAUUAUCUACCGCACACUGGUGAGGAACCACCGGAUGCUCAUGGCACAGCACCUGGACUGGCUGCCCGACCUCUUCACGGACAUGCUCAGUUCGGCGCCCAUCAUCCGCGAGGCUGCCAUCAGCCUGGGCCUUGACGCGGGUUUUGCGCUGGCUCGCGAGCGGCCGGUUACCCAGCGCGUCACGGAUUUGUUCCAGACCUCUGUCGACGACGAGAUGUACAUUGAGUAUUACGCCAACAGCUUGGUUGCCAUGAUCAAGGACAAGGACGACGCGCCGUAUGUGCCGCAGGUGUGGAGUGUGGUUACUCUCUUCAUUCGCGCAGUCGAGAAGUGGGAAUAUUUCAAUACGUGGCUUCGUAUCAUCCAGCGUUGCUUCAACAGUCCCGACUACCGGACCAAAAUUGAGGCCAACUACGCAUGGUCUCGUCUCACGUAUGCGGGAAUGCGUGACCAUCGGAUUCUGCCGACAAAAAUGGCCACCACCGUGACAAAGGCUCUGGUGUCGCAGCUUCGGCGACGGGGAGGGGGCAAGCUUUAUGACGACCACCGGCGGGUGGUUAUUGGCACGAUCUGCAAUCUGUUCUACUAUUCCAUGCGCCCCAAUACGGAGUCCAGGGCGCUCGACAGUGCGUGGGAUCUCAGUGUGAAGCCUGUGAUCCUGCAGCUGCUUGAGCAGCCGGCCGUCAAGGAGAGCAAGGAGAAGCAGAAGGCCAACCGAGAGACAGCAAGUGCUCUUCUCACAGGCCUCAUCAACUGUUCGGUCGCCCGACCAUGGCAGGAGGACCAUGUGGUGAAGAGCCCGCUGGUGUUGCCGGAAGACCUGCCGGCAGUGGACGCCAAAUGGGUGCGGCGCAACUCGGAGCGCGUAUUCGCCCUGGUUGGGCCCAUUGUGCAGCAGAGCUUCCUGGACCUGGCUACACCGCGAAGCUCGACGCAGAUGCUCUGGCGGGCUGUAGUGGGAGCCGCCGCCGUGGCAGCGGCCAAGGAGGUCAAGGUGUCUACGGAGACGGCUGUCUUUGUCAGCCACGCCUUCUCGCUGCUUCUGGCGAUAUGGACGGCGGGUGUUUCGACGACAGCGCAGACAGACGAUGGUGACAAGAGCUUCGCAGCCAAGCAGAUGCUUGCGGCCACACGCGAGUUUCUCCUGACCAUGGUUGACGCCCUGGGCUCGUUGCCGUUUACGGAGAAGCAGCUUGCCAAGGACGAGAGAAACGCGUUCGUGGCGGUCGGAACACCCUCACAGCGGACGGGCAAGAGCCACUCGCUUGCCCGCUCUCCUCUUCACCACCUCUUCGCCAUCCUGUCAAGCCUGCCUCCGGGGGUCCAGGACAACGACGACUUUGCUGACUUUAUUGAGUGUGUCUUUGCCCCCUUUUUCUCUACCAAAUCAGGCAAGGGUCGACGGAUGUUGGCACUUGGACUGCUGCAGACGAUUCCGGCGGAUGUGCAGUGCCCAUAUGGGCCCUGGCAGGCUGUCGCCAAGCGAAUUGCUUCGAGCAUGGACGAGCAGACGGGCAGUACUGGUGGCAGCGGAACAGGAGCUGGCUACAACGAGUUUCAGCUCUCGCCUGGCCCUGGCACCGGUGACGGCACACCAGUUGGCUACCAAUACCGGGAGGUUGUGCGCGUCUUGGAGCGCGGACUCCGGUCUACACCAGAGCUGCCAUUCUCUCAAUGGCAGGCCCUCUUCUGCACCCUCUGCGACAGGGUGCGGGAGAACACAGGGGAUGCCGGGCUGGCCAUGUGCGUCCUUGACCCGAUGGCAAAGGCUGUUGCAGACCUUUGCGAUGCCUCCUCAAUCCAAACAAGAUCGCCGACGGCAGCCCGGGCUAUGGUCGAGUUGCUGUCUUGGGCAACACAGCCCCGAGACCGACAGGCUGUCGACGCGGCCAAGCGGAGACUUUGGGGCACGGCCAUCGCGACGGCCAACUCGACAUGCUCUUCUGACCCGCUGGAGCAUCUGUAUGAGGCUGUCAGCGUCGCCCUAAAAGAGCAGUACGGCAGACCAGGCUUGCAAAAGGCGGCUUCGAACGACCUGAUUGCCUCGCUUCUGGAAGAGCUGGCCCGUUUCUUUGCGCGAGGAAACGACCAGCUCUUCUUGAAGGCACUCGCCGCUAUGCAGGAUGGCCUUGCGCUCUGGAUCCGGGACGAGUCCGGGCUGCUCAGCCGGCAGAAUCCCACAACGGAAGCUACGAAACGGGUGUGGGAAGAGCUCUGCACUCUGCUGGAGCGCCUGAGCAACCAAGACAAUUUCCCAUUGGACGUGCUGGAGCCUCUGUUUUCUGCAGCGUUCAGCAGCAGACACCGGAGUAUUGUCAACAGAGCGCUGGCUUUGUGGACGAGCAAUUAUGGCGGUUAUGUCGGGACGAUCGAUUACCCCGACAAGCUGAAGAAGGAUCUGGCGGCCCUGCAGCCUUUUAUUGACAUUGCCAUUCCCGGGCUGGAGGCGUCUCUAGUCAACACAGCGGAUGCUCGGCAUCCUGUGUUCAUAGACGACUCACAGGACGACGCCGACACGGACGCUGACGUGCGUCUACCGCCUAUGGAGAUCUUGGACGUUGAAGUACCGACGUCACAGGCGGCAUCAUCUUCCUACCAAGCGCAAUCGCCAUUUGCGAUCCCACUAUCUCUGCCUGCAAGGCGCCAGUUGGAGAAGAAAGCAACGGCUCCGAAGCCGCGACACGACGACUCACAGAUCGAGUUUACCCUGAUUGACUCGACGACGGGCUUCCCCAGCAGCAGCAGCGCGGUCAAAGCGGCCAAGGGCAGUUCGAGCGAUGGAGACAGCGCAGACGAGUCGCAGAUGUUGACGGAGAGACAACGAGAAGUGCGAGAACGCCAACGGGAGACGAACGCGCUGUACUCGGACAUGAUCAGCUCUACGCCAACGCGAGCAGAGCCGAGAGCACCUCCUCCCAGGCUUCCGUCCGAGGAGCAGAUGCAGGAGGACGAGUCAACGCGAUCGCUGUCUCCGAUGCAAGACGACGUCCGGUUGCCGGAGCAGGUGCAGGUGAUGACGCCGGAGAGGCACAACAGCGAGUAUGCGGAUGAGUUUAUCGCGUCGACACCGACGCCUCGUCGCGGCCAGACGCUGACGCUGGCGGCCAACGACAACGACAACGACAACGAUCCGCCGUCGUCGCCUCCGGAGCCGCGACGGUAUCCCCUCCUGCCGGAGAUGGGAUCGAGGUCACGCAGUAGCAGCAGCAGCAUGUUGGAGGAGUGGCCAUUUUCGUCUUCGCCGGUGACGGGCUCGCCGAUAGCAGCGCGCCACACAGCUCCAGAGCCGGAGCUUAGCCUCGAAGGGCUCACAGAAGCAGACGAGACGGACAGAGCGACAGAGCAGAGCUUUGAGAGCGGGAGCUCGUUGGAAGACGUGUUUGCGGCGGCGGCUGCAGCUGCAGGAUCGCGAAGACAGCGAUCAGAGGGACCGUCGACGCCGACACGUCGAAGCGCGCGAUGGCAGCAAAAGACGCCACAGGCGAUGAACAGCCGAAGGGCAGCGAUCCGGGACGCGACCAAGUCGAGCCCAAUAGGACGGACGAGCAGCGGACGGCGUCGGAUCAAGAUCAUGGCAGCACAGUCGCCAGUGGCCGUGGCAGCAGGUCCAUCGCAAUCGUUUCUGCUCAGCGACGGCGACGAGCGCAGCAUGCUGCGACUGGCCAUGGAGCUGGACCAGCGGCGGCCACAUUCGUCACCGGCCGAGACGACGACGGCCAGCCGCCGUGGCAGUGGCAGUGGCAGUGGUAGUGGUAGUGUGGACGAGAAUGGUCACGUGGAUGAAAAUGGUCACGUGGCCGACUGCAUCACGGUGCUGGCCAGAGACGAGUCGGCGAGACCUUUGGCCGGGCGACGGCUGCGAAAGCGGAAGCGCACAGCCGGCGAGGAGACGGGCGAAGCGGACGGAGAGGACGGAGAGGAAGGCGCCAAGACGGACAGGUCUCUGCUGGAGGACGAGGAAGUGCAGUCGCAGCUGGCGCUGGAGGUGCAGGAGCGCAACGAGCGGCUGGGGCUGGUGGAGAGACGUUCAACAGCCGAUGCAGAGGCCGAAGAGGACGGACGACCGGCCAAGAGGACGCGGCUGGCCGGCAUCCUGUCGAUGCUCAAGGACAGCCUGGCGAUGUUGAAGAUGGCGGCGCUCUCCCGCGGCGAGGUGCACGAGAUCGAGGACGUGUGCAUGGACAUUAAGCGGGAGCUUCUGGCAGCUGUCGCCGUUUUUGAACAGCUGCCCCGCCAGUAA
Messenger RNA from Grosmannia clavigera kw1407, 5151 nucleotides. Its product is annotated as telomere length regulator protein. Gene Ontology annotation, cellular component: nucleus. Lineage: Eukaryota; Fungi; Ascomycota; Sordariomycetes; Ophiostomatales; Ophiostomataceae. The record is from RefSeq and is a predicted model, not a curated record. Gene Ontology annotation, biological process: telomere maintenance. The transcript is spliced from 3 exons. Bases 1 to 5151 code for a protein of 1716 amino acids.